GAAAAAGGCAUGCAUCCUGGUACAUUGUUCCAUUUCUUUCAAAAACAUUUUCCAUGGCGUUUCAGCUUCACCCAAAGCUCAACCAUCUUUUAUGCUUAUUCAUCAUUACCCUUUCGUUUGCCCACGCUCAAGCUACUACCUUUGGAUACUGCGGUUAUGCAUAAUGAAUUCACGGCUAAUCGCGCCCAGUUUACUCAUGAUAUGGUCUCGUUGAACUUUAUUCACUUUCUUUUAUGUUUAAUUUUCCAUGAAAAUUUAUGCAGCUGAUGUGAACUAUUCUGUGAAAGUUUCUGGAGUUGAAAUCACACCAGACCCUGUUGUGCGUGCCAGGCCUGUCACCUUUAAAAUUUCUGCUGCUACUGAUUUGUUGAAUGCAGGUGAAGCUAUUUAUGGAGGAAAGUGGGAAAUUGCAGUUUCAUACUUCGGAUUCGUUGUCCAUAAAGAAAUCCAUGAUUUUUGUGAGCAAGUAUCUUGUCCUGUUGCUACUGGCAGUUUUGUGGUUGCUCACACCCAGAUGUUGCCUGCAUUUGCCCCACCGGGCACCUACACCGUGGAGAUGACACUAAAAAACGAAAAGAACAAGCCAUUAACUUGCAUCACCUUCAAUUUAAAAAUCGGUUUGGGAUCUUUAACAACUAUCUAAAUGAUCUGUGGAUAAUAAAUUAUUUAUAUGAUGUUUGAGUUAUAUUUGAAAAUACCUUGUAAAAAUUGAGAAAAAGCAAUACAUAAGAAACAUAGUUAUUGUUAUAGACAGAAAAAAAAGCACAAUUAUUAUUGUUUAACCAUUCUUAUGAGA
Molecule: messenger RNA, 796 nt
Organism: Vigna unguiculata (cowpea)
Lineage: Eukaryota; Viridiplantae; Streptophyta; Magnoliopsida; Fabales; Fabaceae
Biological process (GO): intracellular sterol transport
Molecular function (GO): sterol binding
Source: RefSeq, a predicted model, not a curated record